UGAUGUGAUCUAUAUAGAGGAUUACUACUCCCAUCUGACAAAGACAAACAAAAAAGCUCUAGAGAAGCCAUGAGAGUAGCAGCUCACUCCAAUCGUUUCUGGUUCCUUCUCUUCAUCCUCUUCUUCUCCAUCUCCCUCUCCUCCAUUUAUGGAUCCGAAGAUGAUUGUGUGUACACUGCAUACAUCCGAACUGGAAAAAUCAUAAAAGGCGGAACCGAUUCGAUUAUCAGUUUAACUCUGUACGAUGCAAACGGAUAUGGUAUUCGAAUCAACAACCUUGAGACUUGGGGUGGGAUUAUGGGCCCGGGUUACAACUAUUUCGAGAGAGGAAAUUUGGAUAUCUUCAGUGGCCGAGGCCCAUGUUUGACGGCGCCGAUCUGCAAAAUGAACUUGACUUCCGAUGGAACAGGUUCAGGCCAUGGAUGGUACUGUAACUACGUUGAGGUCACCGUCACCGGAAUCCAUAAGAAAUGCAGCCAACAGUAUUUCGAAGUGGAGCAAUGGCUCGCAACUGAUACGUCGCCUUAUGAGCUCACUGCCAUUAGAGAUCUAUGUAAGAAGACCAAGUUUGAUGACCGUCGGCCGGUUACCGAAACUGAAUCCAUUCCACAAGUUUCUGUUAUUUAACAUACUUUUCUGUUUUACCCUUGUGAGUGUGAAAUUUAUCAGGGACAAGAAUGGUAUUUCAAGAGUGUCAUUGAUGAUUUAAUUUGAUGUAGUGUGAUUAUUGUGCGCUGGAAUAACAAAGGAGCCUUUUUAAUUUUGUGAA
Molecule: messenger RNA, 769 nt
Organism: Solanum dulcamara
Lineage: Eukaryota; Viridiplantae; Streptophyta; Magnoliopsida; Solanales; Solanaceae
Product: PLAT domain-containing protein 3-like
Exons: 2
Coding region: 70-627 (185 amino acids)
Molecular function (GO): protein binding
Source: RefSeq, a predicted model, not a curated record